UAUUCAUGGGAGCACGAUUCAAACUCUCUCAACUGGAGCGCAGCUUCAGCAGCCCUGUAGUCAGCGCGCUGCUCUCUGCGCCACUUCUCUAGUUAAACAUAACCUGAAACAGAUGGAAUAAUGUUUUCUUAACAUAAUUCGUUUUUUUUUUUGUUUUUUUUUUUGCGGCGCUGGAAGCAGAAUCCCUGAUAGUUUUUUUCCUCUCACUUUUGGAGUGAAGCUAAGUGCUGAUUUGAUAACCUGAAGACAUUCUGCUUGUAUCUUACCUGGGCAUUAUGAAGAGGUAUCCAGGCUCCUUUCAUUCCUGGGAAAGGACACAGCCUAUCUGAGCUCGUGUAGACACUUCGCCUUUUUUUAUUUUUUAUUUUCCUUUUUUACUCAUAUUUUAGUGGCUCUUUCAAAAAUUGCAACGCGAGCUGAGCUUUUUACGCGGCACAUUCAAAGCUUUUACAUGUCCAAAAUGGACCGCGCGCAAUUUGCUGUUUUGGUGGUUUUGGCUGUUGCGCUCAUGCGUGCUCAUGGUGGCAGUCACCGGGAGACGACAGGUGGGAGGAAAGAGGGCACCGGGACGAACCAGGGGCAGCAGUCCCGGGAGAUCACUCAAGGUCAGUCGAUAAGAGAUCCACGGGACGGUACAUCCUCGAAAACAUCCAGAACAACUCCACAGUCUGGGACCGGCCAGACUAGAGGUCUGGUCCGCGCACCCAGAGCAGCAUCACGUCAAGAGGAUCCCAAGCUCGGACCCGGAGCAGACCCGGCUCCUCCUGCUGCCCAGGCUGCUGCUGCUGCUGGCGCCUCCCGGGAAGGGCUCGCCUCCGCGCCGCAGGAUGGAGCGCAGCGCCCCGCCAGACGCGCCGUGAGCGCGCAGGGCCAGCAGAGGACCAGAGGGAACCGCAGGCAGAGCAGCACCAGGAGACUCGUUGGGCCUAAUGUCUGUGGAGGACAGCAGUGCUGCUCUGGUUGGGUGGUGGCACCAGGAACCAACCGCUGCAUAAAACCCGACUGCCAGCCCCCCUGCCAGAACCGCGGCUCCUGCAGCCGGCCUCAUAUCUGCGUGUGCCGCUCAGGCUUCCAGGGGCCCCGCUGUGAGGAGGUGGCCCCGGAGCAGGUGUACAUCCAUGAACGAGGCACCCUGAGACGCAUCAAGCCUGGAAGCAACAUUUUCCAGAGGGACCAACCGCAGAGGCGGCUGUCGGAGAGGCAGGACAGCACAGACACCACCAAGGUCCAGACCCCGCGGCCUGCAACAGCCAAACAGUCUGCACAAACCACGAGCCAAGUGAGAUGGGGACUCUCGGACUCCUCCCCUCAGCAGACGGGGACCUCCCGGACUGUGAAACGUUAUCCAUCAUCGUCUGGGCCAAUAACCUCCAACGCUCUGCCGAGCAGCACCGUGGAUGCUGACGGUCAUGGCGGCGAGCACAGGACCUGGUAUGGACACAGGAACGGACACACAGGACCCUCCUUUAACGCUCACAGGCCGACCGGCAACGGCCAGCUGCACGGACAGUUCAACAACGCUUUGCUGCCAGCAGGGGCCAACCUCACCUCCAGCCUGGACCGCAUUAAGAUUGUCUUCACACCUAUGAUGUGCCGCAGGGUGUGCAACGGUGGCCGCUGCUACAACAGCUGCGAGAAGGGCGACAUCACGACCGUAUACAGCGAGGCCUCACUCCACCAGCAGCAGCAGCAGCAGCAGCAACAGCAGCAGCAGCAGCAGCAGCAGCUGCCCAACACCCAGGGCUUCAGACUCUAUUUCUGUCAAAUCCCCUGUCAAAAUGGAGGCCGGUGCAUUGGCAGAGACCUGUGCUGGUGUCCGUCAAACUCAACAGGAAAGUUUUGCCACCUGGCAGUACCGCCUCCUGCCAGACCCACUCCCCGCAGCCGAACUGAUGCCGUCCACCAGGGACCCAGAUCUCCAUUCCACACCAAGUACACGCUGCCGCUGUCCAAUCAGGACUCGUCUCUCCAUCCAUCCUUGGUGAACGUCCACAUUCAGCAUCCAGCAGAGGCUGAGGUCAAGGUGCACCAGGUAGCUCGAGUUCAACAUGGGCACAGGCCGGCCACCACGGAUGGGGUUCACUCCGUCCAGCAGCGAUCCCAGCCAGGAAAUGGACACGAACACACCAGCAAACAGAACGGCAGACACUCACACACCAACGGGUUCGAGAACGGCCACGCUACCACGUUCAACCGCCAUGUUGAACAUGUCGGGAGAUGCUUUCAGGAGACAAUUGAUGGACAGUGUGGCAAGCCUCUGCCAGGCCUAACCAAACAGGAUGAUUGCUGUGGAAGUGUCGGUGCAUCCUGGGGUCUAAAUAAGUGCCAGAAGUGCCCGGCCAAACCAGCAUACGCAAUAAUUGCAAACGGACAAGUGGAGUGCCCCCAAGGUUUUAAAAGGAUGAAUGUUACACAUUGUCAAGACAUCAAUGAGUGCCUUCUGCCGGGGAUCUGCAAGAAUGCUGACUGUGUAAACGGCAAAGGAAGCUACAGAUGCACUUGUAAACCCGGUCACAUGUUAGAUGCUGCCAGGAGCCACUGUGUUUCGGACAAGGCUGUGUCUGACCAGAGGGCGUCAUGCUACCGGUCCACUUUAGCAGGCGUCUGCUCUCUGCCACUCGUCAAUCACAUCACCAAGCAGAUUUGCUGCUGCAGCCGCGUGGGCAAGGGCUGGGGACCCGAGUGUGAUCGCUGUCCUGUACCAGGCUCAGACCACUUCAAGGAGAUCUGCCCCGCUGGCCACGGAUAUACUUACUCACGCUCAGAUGUGCAGAUUUCUGUCAGGCAGCUGGAGGAUGAUGAGCUUCAAAGCACAGGGGUGACGCUGGAGGAGCAGUAUCCUCAGUUUCCAUCGUCUCAGCCCUCACUGUUUCCCGGCCGGUCACGAUACCCCAGCUACCCAGAGACACCACAAGUGCCCCAGUACCCCGAGUACCCCGAGACACCGCAAAGCCCGCAGUACCCCGAGUACCCCGAGACACCGCAACGGCCGCAGUUCCCCGAGUACCCCGAGACACCGCAAAGCCCACAGUACCCCGAGUACCCCGAGACACCGCAACGGCCGCAGUACCCCAAGUCCCCCGAGACGCCGCAAAGCCCGCAGUACCCCGAGUACCCCGAGACAGCGCAAGGGCCGCAGUACCCUUGGACUCCGCAACAUCCGCCUCAGUCAGGGAGAGAAACACCUGAGCCAGAAGAUGUGGAAAUUCUUAGCCCGCCAGAGGUUGUGACUGAAUCACCGCCGGAAUACCCAGAGACCUCCCCGGACAAGCCGAUGCCAGACUCAAAGGAAACAACCCCUGCAGUUACAGCCACAGGUAUUAACAAGUGUGGCUCAACACCCAAUAUAUGCGGCCGUGGGAAAUGUCUUCCUGUGCAGACCGGCUACACUUGCAAGUGCGAGCCAGGUUUUAAGCUCAGUGCACUGCAGACGAACUGCAUUGAUGUGAACGAGUGUGACGAGGAGCCGUGUGAAGGGAAGGGCCGCUGCGUCAACAGUUACGGCUCCUAUACCUGUCAAUGCUUCAGCGGAUACAGCCAGGUGAUCACUCAGAACAGGAAGUUCUGUCAAGACAUUAAUGAGUGCAGCAUGCCCAACAAGUGUCAGAAUGGCCAAUGCGUCAACACAGAGGGAUCUUACACCUGUGAAUGCAGCAGCGGCUAUGCCAAGUCUCGGAGAGGCCUGUGUGAAGAUAUGGAUGAAUGCAGAGAUCCCAGCUCCUGCCCCAACAGCAUCUGCAUCAACACGCCCGGCUCCUUCCAGUGCCAGAUCUGCAGCCCGGGGUUCAGGCCCAUCAAUGAAAGAUGUGUGGAUGUAAACGAGUGCUUGAAUCAAACUGUGUGCGGUCAUGGGAGGUGUGUCAACACGGAGGGCUCUUAUAGGUGCAACUGUUUCCACGGCUACACACUCUCACCAGAAAACGCUUGUCAAGAUGUGGAUGAAUGUGUGCUUCCGGGAGUCUGUCUCCAUGGACGCUGUGUCAAUCUGGACGGCACCCAUGAAUGCUCCUGUAACCACGGUUACCACGUUGCCUCAGACAGCAAAUCCUGUGAAGAUGUCAACGAGUGCGCAACUGGUAAUGCCUGUCCCGCGGGAAUUUGCAUCAACACUGAAGGUUCCUUCACUUGCCAGAACUGCAGGCCUGGGUUUGGACCAUCUGCUGAUGGACUGAGAUGUGAAGAUGUUAAUGAGUGUGCCCUGGGUGACUUUUGCCUGGGAGGAGUGUGUGCCAACACGGAGGGAUCGUACACUUGCACCAGAUGUAAAGAUGGUUACAGAGUUUCUGUAGACCGGCAGAGGUGUGAAGAUAUUGAUGAGUGCCAGUCCCUUUCUACUUGCGCCAACGGGAUCUGUCUUAACUCGGAAGGCUCUUACACAUGCGAGGACUGCCCUACAGGGUACAGAGUAUCGUAUGAUGGGGAACUCUGUGAAGAUAUUGAUGAGUGCGAGCUUCCCAUUACAUGCCCUCUGGGAACAUGUACAAACACAGCGGGUUCAUUCACGUGUGUCAUCUGUCAGCCUGGUUUCAGGCUCUCUGAGGAUGGACAAGGGUGUGAAGAUGUGGAUGAGUGCUUGGUGGCUGACUUGUGCCCAAGCCAACUGUGCUUGAACACGCCGGGGUCUUACACCUGCAGGAGCUGUGAAACCGGCUUUCAGCUGUCUGGGGAUCGUAACACUUGCGAAGAUAUCGAUGAGUGCCGGGCUCCGGGCAUCUGCCCGACAGGUGUGUGCGUCAACACGGAGGGCUCCUUCGCCUGCAUGGCCUGUGACCCGGGCUUCGCAGUGUCGCCCAACGGCCUCUCAUGUGAAGAUGUGAAUGAAUGUGAGGACAGCAGGCUGUGCGUCGGAGGCCAGUGUACCAACAUCAUCGGCUCCUAUAGCUGCUCCUGCCCAUCUGGUCUCGAGCUGGUGGAUGGGACGUUUUGCAGAGACAUCAACGAGUGCUUAACCAUCACUGGCAUCUGCGGAGAAGGAGACUGUCUGAACACAGAGGGCUCCUUCUCGUGCAUCUGUCCUGACGGAUAUACCACCCUCGACGAAGAGCCCGGCUGCCAAGAUGUCGAUGAAUGCAGUAAAGACGAUGUCUGCAUUCGGGGACAGUGCAUCAACACCGUCGGCUCGUUCUUAUGCUUGUGCGAGGCUGGCUUCAAGUUCAACUCCGAUACAGACGACUGCGACGACCAGGAUGAGUGCAAAGAGUUUGGAAGCUCCCUCUGUGGAACCUGGCGCUGUGAGAACACCAUUGGCUCCUACCGGUGCUUCAUGCAAUGCCAGCCCGGGAGUCUCGAGGGAAACUGCGAUAUUGACGAGUGUGACAACGAGACCAUCUGUGGGAAGCACGGCUACUGCGAGAACACGGACGGCUCCUUCCGCUGCGUGUGCGACCAAGGCUACACCAACCCGCCCGGAGAUCUGAGCAGAUGCAUCGACGUGAACGAGUGCGAGAUGAGCUUGGCGCUGUGCGGGGAGGCCCUGUGUGAGAACUUCGAUGGCAGCUUCCUGUGCAUCUGCCCCAACGACAAUGAGGAAUUUGAUCCCUUCACCAGCCGGUGCCGCUCCAUGGCUGAGAUCGACUCCAAACCCAUACUUCCAUCUACUCCCGCAACUGAGGAUAGGAAAGAGUGCUACUAUAACUUGAACGACCCAAACUUCUGUGACAACGUCUUGUCUCGCAACACCACCAAGCAGGAGUGUUGCUGCACAGCCGGAGCGGGCUGGGGAGACAACUGCGAGAUCUACCCCUGUCCUCUCAUAGGAAGAGAUGAUUACAACCAGUUGUGCCCGCGUGGCAAUGGGCUUUUACCUGUGCCUGGUUCUCCUGCACAGAGUCAUGGAGAUCAACAACCCUACGCAGAUGCAAACGAAUGUGAGAUGUUCGGACCUGAGAUCUGUAAGAAUGGACACUGUUCAAACCUCUCUCCUGGCUACACUUGCUUCUGUCGCUCCGGUUUCUACUACGAUAACAUCCGGCUCGAGUGUCUGGAUUACGAUGAGUGUGAGUUUGAAAAUACCUGUGAAAAUGGAGUGUGUGUGAACACGGCCGGGUCAUUCAACUGUUUCUGCAGUCCUCCGUCGGUCCUGGACACCUCGCGGCGGCGCUGCAUAAGUCUCAACAGCUCUGAAGAAACUGUUGACUUUGAUCACGAUGUGCACGUGGAUAUUUGCUGGCAGCGACUUGAAGGGGACAACAUGUGUGCGGACCCCCUCCAGGACCUGAGAACUACGUACACUGAAUGUUGCUGUCUGUCGGGCGUCGCCUGGAGUGGACAGUGUGCCUUCUGCCCGGCCAAAGACUCUGCUGACUAUGCAACGAUGUGUAACGUGCACGGAAGAGGAGGUACGAGCGGGCUCCGAGACCGGACGGGGUACGAGUACGGUUUCGAGGGGCCAGAGGAUCCAGCAGAGCAUUUCCUUCCACCGUACUGGGACAACUACGGUGGCCCCGCAGGCACAUAUGAGCAUCCUGACAGCGUUCCCAUAUUUAAUGACCAUGACUACAGCGUUCAGCAGCCAUCGGUCCGCGUCCCUGUCGUACAACCAGGGAGUCAGCCGCCUCGACCAGUGGACCCCUAUGGCGACCGGCGUGAUGGCUUUGAGGGUCUCCAAGCAGAGGAAUGCGGGGUCCUGAACGGGUGCGAGAACGGACGCUGUGUUCGCGUGCGAGAGGGCUACACCUGCGACUGCUUCGACGGCUAUGAGCUGGACAUGGAAAAGAUGGCCUGCAUAGAUAUAAACGAGUGCGAGGACAUCAGCGACAAGGUGCCCUUGUGUCAGAAUGGGCAGUGCACCAACACAGAGGGAUCCUACAAGUGCACCUGUUUGCCGGGCUUCGUGGCCUCUGCCAAGCCGCACAAAUGCAUCCCGGCGAUCCCACAGUCCGAACAAAGGGAGGCUGCAAACUGAGACACGCACUGUUGCAGCGCUGACUGUUUCUCCCUCAAAGAUCAUCCCUCUGCCCUUUUCCCUGAGGGCCUGGCACUAAACCUCCAACACUAACACUGAAACGUCCAAGCUUUUUGAAUACGUAACAGACAUAAACACGGACACGCACACAUUCAUAUACUUUUCAAAUGCAUUCAAGAGGAGCCGGAGUUGUGCCAAUGAAUGUAUUUCAUGCCAUUUAGUCUUCACCUGAUAUCCAUUUGCCUUAAAGGGAUUUUAUGGACUGAUCUUUUAUUUGCAGUGACACCCCACCCCAACAGGCAAUUUGAAUAGACGAUAUUCUAUCCACAUUAUUCUCUGCAUUCAUUUCCUUUUUAAAAAUGGUAUUAUUUAUUUCCUUGACAUGACGGGCGUCUGCAAAUUGACAAAGCAUCACAUUCCUGAGGUCAGAUGACGAUUUCUUUCAUUCAACUUGUCACCAAUUGACUACAGAGACAAUAUGAGGUGAUAUUUAAUUAAAUAGAUUUUUGUAAACAAGGAAUCUAACAAGAAAGUAUUCAUAUAUCACCUUGUAUUUCACUUGGCGGACAAAGAUUUUAUUUUUUUCCCCCCGCACCGCAGCUGCCUUCCUUCAAUGUUCAAGGUCCAUGAAUGUCUGGACCAAAAGCCAGCAAGUCAGCACACCGAGACUGUCACAUUAAAAGCCUCGACCUUAAUCUGGCCGUGGACAGACUCCUGGUGUAUAUGAUGAUCCGUGUAAUGGUUUGCAAAUGAUGCAAUAGGUAGCAAUCAGUUUUCCAGCGUUUAAACCCGUUUUCAGAUAUUGCAAUAGAGCUCCGACACCAGCAUUAACUUGUUUUUUGCGUCUGUUGAAAGAAAGAAAGAAAGAAAGAAAGAAAGAAAGAAAGAAAGAAAGAAAGAAAGAAAGAAAGAAAGAAAGAAAGAAAGAAAGAAAGAAAGAAAGAAAGAAAGAAAGAAAGAAUACUUGUAGGACUUGAGGAAGUACAGAAAAGAAAGUUUUCUGAAUAGGCCGCAGCUAUUAAUGCUUAAAAUGACCAAGUGUUUUUCUGCACCAUGUCGACCAGGCAGAAGGAUUUCAGGUUCACCUGCAAAUCAUUUCAGCCUCCCCUCAGACAGUUUGUAUCCCUACGUGUAGACAAAGGCGUCAUUAGAGAGGAUUGGUAUAUUUUGUACAGAUCUAGUACUAUGUUUUGGGGGGGGGGUUUGCUUUUUUUUUAAUAUACUCCUUUAAUGCAUUAUAGCAUAUACAUUAUUUUUAUUUGACAUAAAGCAUGAAAUGGUAAAAAAAAAAAAAAGAGAGAAAAAAUGGCAUUAUAGCUUUGUAGAUUUAUAUAUAUAUGUCUAUAAAAAGGUUUUUUAAAGCAUAUCUUUCUAUGUAUGAGAGUGGCUGACACUGUGCGAUAGGAACUGUGUGUAUACCCUGCCCUGUGGAGCAGACAAUGAAUUUUAUAUAUAUAUUUUUUGGGAAGUGGCAGCACUGUUCUAAUCACAUGCAUUUUGUCUUAUUAAUUCCAUUACAAAGACAAUACAUUUAAAAUGCAAGCACCGACUUCUGUGCAUCACAACUUCACAGCUCAUCAUUAGUAGGGAUGAGCAUUGUUUCUUUUAUUUCUCAUGAAUCCUUGUGUAAUUUAUCUUCUAUAUAGCCAGUAUCAGCAUUCUCAAUUGGUGUCUGAAUUACGUUUCCUACCAUUUUGCCUUUCAUAUUCAGCACAGAGGGGUUUAGGUCUGUUACUGCAUUAUCAGGAUGUCAACAGUUGAUAACUUUUGCCAUUAACCUGCAUUCAUAGCCUAUAAACCUACAGUUGUACAAAUAUUUUCACCUGCUGAUGCCCGCUGUGUUUUACUGCGCUGUUUAAAUAAUUGCCUGUAUCAGAAAAAAGGUCUAACAAUUCACCUAAAGCAGUGAAAGUCUUCAAAAGUGAAAAUAACUUCAGACGAAUAUCUUGUAAAGCGAUCAUGCUCAUUCUUUGUUUACCUUUGGCUGUAAUCACUGUCAGUCAAAAUAAAAAAUGAGAAACGUUG
This is a messenger RNA of Cololabis saira (Pacific saury), 8929 nucleotides long. Its product is annotated as latent-transforming growth factor beta-binding protein 2-like. Gene Ontology annotation, molecular function: calcium ion binding. Lineage: Eukaryota; Metazoa; Chordata; Actinopteri; Beloniformes; Belonidae. The coding region runs from base 452 to 6904 and encodes 2150 amino acids. The transcript has 41 exons. The record is from RefSeq and is a predicted model, not a curated record.